This is a messenger RNA of Drosophila navojoa, 947 nucleotides long. RefSeq names its product chordin short gastrulation (gene sog). Gene Ontology annotation, biological process: negative regulation of BMP signaling pathway; multicellular organism development; dorsal/ventral pattern formation. The record is from RefSeq and is a predicted model, not a curated record. Gene Ontology annotation, molecular function: BMP binding. Lineage: Eukaryota; Metazoa; Arthropoda; Insecta; Diptera; Drosophilidae.
GUCCAAGAUCGCGUCGACCGAACGAACGACGCUAGAAAAGACGCGCGCGACAACAACAAAAACAACGACGACCACGACGAAAGAAAAAAAAACGCAGCGAAUUCGAAUGAUAGAAAAAAAGCAUAACAAAAGCAAAAACCAUACGAAAGCCGAAGACAGCCGAGUCCGAGUGCAGCCGAAAUUGAGAAAUAAACGCGAGCUGUUAAAAGUUAACGGUUAAACGCGAACGUCGUCCUGCACCAGCAGCAGCAGCAGCAACACCAACAACAAAGCAGCGGCUUUUGCGAAAACACAAACGCGCAUUUUUCAAUUCUUAAGAAGAAGAAGCGAAGGAAACUAAAGUAUAAAACAAUCUACGAAAAUGAACAACAAUCAAACGAAUAUAGCGACAGCCUUGGCCACGGCCACAGGCACGGUCCAAACGCUGGAGAGGCAUGCCAACAAUAGUUGCAGCAACUGUUGCAACAUCAGCAGCAGCAGCAGCAGCAGCAACUGCAACAGCAGCAGCAACAGCAGCAGCAGCAGCAACACAAACAACGCCACAUAUUAUUAUCAGAGAAGAUUGCAACACCUGCUGCUGCUCGCUUUGCUCGUCUGCGUUGCCAGCCUCAACAGCUGUUGGCUCCAGCCGGUGCAGGCGCGACGCCACGCCCCCUUAAUGUUCGAGGAGGCCGAUACGGCCAGACGCUCCAAUAGACCAGCAGUCACGGAAUGCCAGUUCGGCAAGGUUCUACGCGAAUUGGGCUCCACCUGGUAUGCGGAUCUGGGACCACCAUUUGGCGUCAUGUAUUGCAUCAAAUGUGAAUGCGUUGCGAUACCCAAGAAGCGUCGCAUUGUUGCACGCGUUCAGUGUCGCAAUAUCAAGAACGAAUGUCCGCCGGCUAAAUGCGAUGAUCCCAUCUCAUUGCCUGGCAAAUGCUGCAAGACCUGUCCAGGCGAUCGUAACG